This is a messenger RNA of Trichobilharzia regenti, 815 nucleotides long. The record is from the annotation of a GenBank genome assembly. NCBI's taxonomy places the organism in Eukaryota, Metazoa, Platyhelminthes, Trematoda, Strigeidida, Schistosomatidae.
UAAUAAAACGAUCUGUUGCCUGGCCCUUGUCUUCUGUUGUUACAUUUGGUGUCGCUGCCUACCGACAAAUGAAAAGCCUAUACCCUGCAGUUUUUGAUGGAGACAUAUGGAUCUUCGGGCAGGACUUCAAGGCUUCUGCGCAGUUGAGUGGCGUUCAAGAUCUGUCAGCGAUGGAGCUGCUACUUGAGACGCUGCUGGGAGGUCGGGCGAAAGCAGCAUAUGAAGGUGUGGGCCGAAGUAUGGACGAAUGUUCGACAGGGUCAGGCAAACAGUUUCCAAAGUGGGAAGGACCAUAUAUGGUCACUUCGAGAUGGGGUUACGCAGACACAGUCGCAAUGGCGAACAAUGAGAGGCGCGUGAACGUCAGCGAGCUCCAGAAAUGGAUACAGCGAGACAAGCCAACGAUGACGCCUGCACCAAGUAGAUCAAGCCGACUUCAGUCGCACGUAUUUGACGGGGGACGAGUGUGGUGAGAGCAGGCUGCUAGCCGAUUGGUUGGCACUAAUCUACGUUAAGGUCUAGGUCACUAAUAUGGGCCGUGAGAAAAUAUGAACAAGCCUGAGUCAACAACCAAUCACAGCAAAGUUAACGUGGCAGAAUAUGAUUCGCAGAGAGAACUCUAUUUGUCAAGGAAUCCCGAAACAACCAAUCAGAAGCCUGCGUUUGUCUACCUAAACAACCAAUCAGAUGACUGCGCUUGUCUAUAAUAAUGUAGUUGAAAGAUGUAUAAAUACGUGUUGAUUUUCAUAAUAAAACGAUCUGUUGCCUGGCCCUUGUCUUCUGUUGUUACAAUGGUAGCUAAUCGUAAAAUAGUU